Messenger RNA from Naumovozyma dairenensis CBS 421, 483 nucleotides. RefSeq names its product E2-like conjugating enzyme (gene ATG10). The record is from RefSeq and is a predicted model, not a curated record. Gene Ontology annotation, molecular function: ubiquitin-like protein transferase activity. The coding region runs from base 1 to 483 and encodes 160 amino acids. The transcript has a single exon. Lineage: Eukaryota; Fungi; Ascomycota; Saccharomycetes; Saccharomycetales; Saccharomycetaceae.
AUGAUAAGUCAUGAAGAGUAUAAACAACAAUUAAAGAAUCUUUAUGAAUCCACAGGCUUUCAAGAAUGGGGAAAAUGCAAACAUAUUCAUCUAUCUCCAAGUUAUGAUUGGCUAUCAAUCAACGCUGAUUUCCCCUCUAACCCUAAUAUAUCUCCAGAGCAGCAAGACUUCGCUCACCUCGAAUUGAAAAUUGUUUAUUCUGUUGUGUAUAAAGAACCGCAAUUGUUGUUGCGUGUCUGGAAAUACGCUGUUGAUGAAACCGGUAUUACAGUUAAGGUUCCCGUUUUCCCACCGGACAUUAAAGACUUUUUAAAUCUUCCUGCUUGGAUCCAAAUUAACUUAGAUAUUCAUUCCCAUGAUGGCCUUGCGGAAACAUGGUACUUCAUACAUCCUUGCGACACUUCUGAAAUUGUUGGUAUGUGUCACCAUGAGAAGUAUCUAGAGCGAUGGACUAGUACCUUUGUAUCCAGUUUGCUACCGUAA